CCAUGAAUCCGAAUCAGUACAUCUGGAUCCUCAAUGGAAUUUCCCUAAUGCUGAUAUCCGGAGCACUGGCCGGUAAACUUCUUGAUAAUGUGGCACUUAUGAAAGAAGCUUCCCAGUCUUCAGAGGGCAGCGACUUUGAUUCUGCUGGUGGGGCAGUCGAUGGGAACAAAGACCUGAAACCUGAAAAGAGAUCCUGUACCCUCAGCAAAGAAGAGUCUGAUCCUUGGUGGAGGGUAGACUUAGAGAAUGUGUACAAAAUAUCUGCUGUAACGAUAACCAACCGUGAUGUAAAUUCAAGCAGUCUGAACGGGGCUGAAAUCUGGAUUGGAAACUCAAUGGAGACUUAUGACAGCAAAAACGUCAGAUGUGCAGUCAUUUCUCACAUCCCGGGCGGACGCACAUUCUACUUUUCAUGCAGCGCUACAGAGGGACGCUACGUCACUGUUCUUCUCCCAGGAAGCAAGAAGGUUCUGAGUCUCUGUGAAGUUGAGGUGUUUCCUGUAAGCCAUGCAAAUCCUGUAUCCAACGAGGCACUGAAAGGAGAAGCCACACAGUCAUCAACGCUCUCUUUCGCCACUGCGUCCAAAGCCAUUGAUGGAAGACGAAACUCAUACUACACCAGUGGGUUUUGUAGCCACACUCUCGAGAACCAGACCGACCCGUGGUGGAGGGUGGACCUGCCAAAUACAUUUAUAAUCACAUCUGUCAAAGUCACAAACAGGGGAGACUGCUGUGCUGAGAGACUGGAUGGAGCAGAGAUCCGAAUCGGGAACUCACUGGAGAACAAUGGAAACAACAACCCCAGGUGUGCCUCCAUCUUCAAGAUCAGAGCGGGUAAAACCUACACUUACUACUGUGAUGGAGGCAGCAUGGAGGGGCGCUUUGUGAAUGUUAUUAUCCCCGGGAAUAUGAAGAUCCUCACCCUGUGUGAAGUGGAGGUGUAUGGUGCCCCAGCAGUGGAACCUCUACAAGACGUGGCCUUCGGGAAACCAACACACCAAUGUUGCGUUUGGUUCAAUGGGUUUUCUGUUAAUGCUGUCAGUGGACGUAGAGGUGGGAUUUAUGGUGCGGGACGCUGUAGCAGAGCCUCCUCUAUCAAUCCCUGGUGGAGAGUAGACUUGUUAGCUGAGCACAAUGUUAGUGCUGUCACCAUCACCAACAUACGAGACCGUUCGUCUUCCCAGAUUGAAGGGGCAGAGAUCUGGAUCGGUAACUCUCAGUCCAAAACCCCAAACACCAGAUGUGGUGAUAUCUCAUCGACUUCCUUAUCGUACACAUUCGACUGUGGCGGCAUGCAAGGUCGCUACGUCGUAGUGAGCAUUCAAGGACUUAAGACUUUGACACUGUGCGGAGUGGAGGUCUUUGCUACUCUGGCAGUGCCAGCAGUUGUCACUCCUCCUCCUCCUCCUCCUCAACCUCCCACUGUGAGCCUGAGGCUGGGUGGCAGGGAGGUGACGGUGGUGGGAGAGAGGCUCUGCUGGUCCGACGCUCUGCUCUACUGCAGGCGUCACCACUGGGAUCUGCUCAGCCUGCGCAGCCAGGAGGAGCAGAGCGAGGUGGGGGGGCUGCUGGGCCGCAGCUCUGUCCCCCUCACCGACUACGUCUGGCUGGGGCUGCGCAGAUACAUAAUGCAAGACACUUGGUUCUGGAUGUCUGGUGAUUCCAUGAAAUUCACCAAAUGGCCGCGAAACAUCGCCCCUCCCCGUAUCUCCAGCCCGUGCGGAGGCGUGGAUGGAGGAGGGCUCCAGCUGUGGGGGGACCGGCCAUGUGAGGAGCCCCUCAACUUCAUCUGCCAAUCAGGUGCUGAGCUGGGAGCAAAGAGAGUGUACUUCCACAGCAGCAACACAAGCCCUUAGUAAGGGACCAAACUAUUGGAAGCUGUGUUUUGAAGUUAGAAAUAGUGAUUUUAAACUUUCUGCACAUGUUGUAAGAAUAGAUUAGCUAACAGAGGUGUGGACUCAGGUCACAUAACUUGUACAGACGUCAGAAUUGAGUCACGAAUUUGAGGACUGAAGACUUGACUAAAUGAAAAAGACUUGCAAAUCGACUAUUGAUUUGUGAUUUUACUUGGACAUUCGCCUUUUGACUUGACAACACCAGAUAACUCCCUCCCAAAAAUGUAAGGAUGUCCUUAAAAAUGUGUCCCACAAGUAAUUCAUCUGAAUCCAGCAAUGUUUAUUUCAUCCCUUGCAAAUUAACACUCAAUUCAUAUGAUCCAUUUUUAAAACAAUCAGACAUCAUCCAAUCACGUAGCAAGAGAAAACCAUGAAGAACUUGCAAUUACUUUACUCAGCUGGACAAAUAUUCUAUCGAAGCUUUUGUUUGUGUUAAAAAACGAUACUGUAGUCAGCAAAAAACUAAUUGCACAAUGAAAUUGACAGAGAGUUCAUUAUGCCGUGUUUAGGAAUCGAAACUUUGGACAAUCUUGACUUGUGACUUGGUCCCACCUCUGGUCUCAACCACCUGGAUGCAUUCUUUUAAUGCUCUUCAUAUCAAACCUGUUAAGCCCCAAAGACCCCGUCGGCGGGUCCUUUUUUUCCCCACAAAUUAAAUUAUA
This is a messenger RNA of Trematomus bernacchii (emerald rockcod), 2557 nucleotides long. RefSeq lists its product as uncharacterized. The transcript has 10 exons. Lineage: Eukaryota; Metazoa; Chordata; Actinopteri; Perciformes; Nototheniidae. The record is from RefSeq and is a predicted model, not a curated record. The coding region runs from base 3 to 1856 and encodes 617 amino acids.